Messenger RNA from Scatophagus argus, 2887 nucleotides. RefSeq names its product macrophage expressed 1, tandem duplicate 1 (gene mpeg1.1). Lineage: Eukaryota; Metazoa; Chordata; Actinopteri; Scatophagidae. The record is from RefSeq and is a predicted model, not a curated record. Bases 22 to 2151 code for a protein of 709 amino acids. The transcript is spliced from 2 exons. Gene Ontology annotation, biological process: defense response to bacterium.
GCCCUUUCUCAUGUAGUCAUCAUGAAUGCAGCAGAAACCCUCGUGGCUCUGUCUCUCCUUCAUAUCUGCUCUUCAGUCCCUGUCAGCCGCCCCACUAACUGGCUCAGACAAUGUCGUGCCUCCACCAACCUCUCCAUCACUGCGCUGGAGGUGCUGCCGGGCGGAGGCUGGGACAACCUCCGAAACAUGGAUGUGGGUCGAGUCAUGAACCUCAGCUACUUCCAUUGCCAGACCACUGAAGACGGGCUCUACCUCAUCCCAGAUGAGGUGUUUGUCAUCCCGCAGAAGGCGACGGGCGUGGAGACCAACUCAGAGAUAAUCAGCUCUUGGCUGGAGCAGAAAAGCUCUACAUCCUACACCAUAAAUGCGGAUAUCUCCUUCUUCUCUGUCCUCAAUGGCAAAUUUUCUACAGAGAACCAGAGGAUGAAAACCCACCAAGUCAAAGACUCUUCGACCACAGCCAGAGUGCAAGUUCGGAACUUCAUCUACACAGUUAAGGCUUAUCCAGACUUCACUCUGGACACGCGCUUUGCUCAACAAGCCAAAGCGAUAGCUGAUGCAAUUGAAAACAACCAAACAAGGAAUGCACAAUAUCUCUCAGAGAAGAUGGUGUUGGACUAUGGAACCCAUGUUAUCACCAGCGUCGAUGCUGGAGCUACUUUGUUGCAGGAAGACUACCUCCGUUCAUCGUAUGUGUCAGACAGUAUGUCGCAAAGUUCCUCUAUCACAACACAGGCAGGCUUAAACUUUUUUGACAAAAUCAAGUUUGACAUAAGCAGUCAAAAUACCCAGCAGAGCUCUUCACUUAAAACAUAUCAGUCCAAUAUUCAGUACUCUCUUAUUCAAAGCCACGGUGGUGGCACACCUUUUUAUCCUGGCAUCACUUUGCAGAAGUGGCAGGAAAGUACCAGGAAUAACCUGGUUGCUAUUGAUAGGUCGGGUUUUCCCCUACACUACUUUAUAAACACCAACACCUUCCCUGAUCUGCCACAGCCUACAGUUGGCAAAGUGGCUCGGACAGUGAGUAAGGCCAUAGAGCGAUACUACCAGGUGAACACGCGACCUGGAUGUGUCGACAUAAACUCCAAAAAUUUCAACUUCCAAGCCAACGUGGAUGAUGCAUCCUGCGAAGGCCCCGCUACAAAUCUCAGCUUUGGUGGCGUCUACCAAGAGUGUGUUCAACUCAGCUCAGAUGCAGGUCCACUAUGUGAAGCCCUGGCCCAAAAAAACCCAGAUACAGGUGCCUUCUCCUGUCGUGCGCCUUAUGCUUCCACUUUACUGAGAUCAGAAGUGAGACAGCAGGGAUACACUACGUACGACUGCUAUGACUACAGCUAUCAUUGUGGCUUUUUAGGUCUUUCACAUUGCCAUCGGAGAGUGUGCCAAGACAACUACCAUGUUCGCUCAGCUCGCAUCAACACCUACUGGUGCUCAGUAAAUGAUGGAAAAGCCCCAGACAACUCAGGGUAUCUGUUUGGAGGCAUAUACAGCCCCUCUCUACUGAACCCCCUCACCAACACCAAAAGCUGCCCAGCAAACUUCAUUGGAGUAAAGUUGCUCUCUGAUGGUGAAGUGAUCUGUGUGAGUAAAGACUACGAAGCUGCCACCAGAUACUCAGUGCCAUUCGGAGGCCUCUUCAGUUGUCAGUCAGGCAACCCACUGGCUGGAUCCCAACGUCGCUGCCCUCCCAAGUUCAGCCAGCAUCUCGCUGCAGUGAGUGACGGCUGUGAAAUUCUGUACUGUGUCCAAUCAGGACUGUUUACAGGUGGGCAGCUGCUUCCUGUCCGCCUGCCUCCUUUCACUAAUCCUCCACUUAUCAGCAUGCAGUCCACAAACACAGUUAUGGUGAUGACCGAAGGAGAAAAGAGCUGGGUCAGAGUGGGACAGACAAAGGCAUGGAAACUGGCCAAACCAGAGGAAAUCAACGAAAUGAUACGCAAGCUUAACCCAGAAUUGAAUCAGAUGUCUGCUGGAGAAAAGACAGCAGUAGUGUUUGGGGUCAUGGGCAUAAUUGUGGUGGUCAUAGCGGUAGUAAUUCUGCUGAAGAAGAGGAGGAGGCUGUCUGGGUUUAUGAGAGCUAGAGGCUAUGAGGAAAUCCGUGCAAAGGAAGACAAUGAAGGGGAGAUAGAGGUACGGCAGGAUGAGGUUUAAGAUAAACACAGCUUAGAGGGUUGGCUCGAAGAGAAAGAAGUUAAAGUGGUGUGACAAGACUUUUUGUCCUGAUCUUUCUUGUUGAUUGUCACCUCAGAAAUGACUGUCUUAUGGGAGUGGAAAUCAUUCACAUGUUUAAGUCUUUCAAAAUAUCAAUGAAACCAAUGACUAAUUCACACAGCCAUAUUUGAACAACUGCUACGGACGACAUGUAUCAGUUAAAGAAUACAUUUAUCGGAGGACAUUUUUUUCUGGCAGCAUUAUGUAACUUUAAGCCGUUGUUUUGCAUGAGUAAGCUUUGUAUUUUGCACUUAUACUUAUUAUCUUCACACAGUGUCAUACUAUGAUACAUGUAAGACAAUGCAGUUGGCCUUUGAAAAAACUCAAAUGUCACAUAGCACGAAAAAGAAGUGAUUUCCAAAGGCUUCAGUGAAACAAUAGCGCCCCCAUGAGGCCAAAGCCGUUUAUAAACAUUUUUUAUUUCCUAUUUCAGAACUUGAACACUUUGUUUCAAUGUGUCAAUUCAAAAACAUGUAAAUAUUCUUAUACAGAUAACUGAUAUUUUGUGAAGCAAAAUGUUAAUCAGAAAAAGAAGAAAAGAAACCUUAGAAUUAGGACUUGUUCAAUUUUUAGAUAGUUUUUCUACCAUACUACUAAAAUUGACAUAUAGAUGAAUGCAAGUCAAUUAAACUGCACUGCACAUGACUACUAAAUAAAGCAAUUUAAGACAAUUUCA